This is a messenger RNA of Scomber japonicus (chub mackerel), 3629 nucleotides long. It is a transcript of the gene wsb1, whose product is annotated as WD repeat and SOCS box containing 1. NCBI's taxonomy places the organism in Eukaryota, Metazoa, Chordata, Actinopteri, Scombriformes, Scombridae. Bases 337 to 1620 code for a protein of 427 amino acids. Gene Ontology annotation, biological process: intracellular signal transduction. Gene Ontology annotation, molecular function: protein binding. The transcript has 9 exons. The record is from RefSeq and is a predicted model, not a curated record.
AGCUACUUAGAAGCCAUUACGACACCGCGCUGUGUGCAGAAGACGACAGAAAUAACAUAGUAAAACCGUUUUUAUCUCAUAGAGUAUUGUCUUUGAAACAGAAUAAGUCCGUAGUCGAAGAAGUCAAAGGGGAAAAAAAGAUAUUUACAGAGGUUUAACGACGACUGUAUUUUUCACCCGGGACGUCAAGCUUGGCGGAGGGAUUUAACAGAGUGUUCUAGACAUCGGAAGAGUGAAAUCCGCCGUCUAAAUCCGCUCCAAUUGUUUAUUUCCAUCAGAUACCUUCGUUUUGCGGUCCGUGCUUGGCUUUUCUCUUAGGUCUCUGUCUUUAUUUAGAUGGCAAGCUUCCCAGACUCUGUCAACGAAAAUGAUAUAGGUAAGGCUAAGUUCAUCGGUGAACUCCUGGUGCCUGUUGCUCCCUUCGACCAGAAGUCUGGGCGCGAGGCUUGGAGUGUAGCCUUUGCACCCAAUGGUACCUACUUCGCUUGGUCUCAGGGGCAUCGCAUUGUCAGGCUCGUUCCCUGGGAAAAAUGCCUGAAGAACUUCUCUACAGGCCAGAGUGGAGAGGGCACCAAUGCCUCAAGCCCGCGGCGCCUGUCCCGACAGAACAGCGAUGGAGGCCAGGUAAUCCCAGUGACCAACGAGCCCCGCGAACACACCAUCGACUGCGGUGACAUCGUCUGGGGUUUGGCCUUCGGCUCCUCGGUACCAGAGAAGCACAGCCGCUGUGUUAACAUCGAGUGGCACCGAUUCAAGUUUGGCCAGGACCAGUUGCUACUAGCAACAGGCCUCAACAAUGGUCGCAUCAAGAUCUGGGAUGUUUACACUGGAAAACUUUUGCUGAACCUGAUGGAUCAUACUGACGUAGUGCGAGACUUGACCUUUGCUCCUGAUGGAAGCCUCAUGCUGGUCUCUGCAUCCAGAGAUAAGACCCUCCGUGUGUGGGAUCUCAAAGAUGACGGUAACAUGGUGAAGGUCUUGCGGGGGCAUCAGAACUGGGUGUACUGUAGUGCCUUCUCCCCCGACUCCUCCAUCCUCUGCUCAGUGGGUGCUGGAAAAGCAGUGUUCCUAUGGAACAUGGAUAAGUACACACUGAUGAGGAAGCUGGAGGGACACCAUAAUGAUGUGGUGUCUUGUGAGUUUUCACCAGAUGGGGCGAUGUUGGCCACCGCCUCUUAUGACACCCGCGUCAUCGUGUGGGACCACCACAAGGGCACCAUUCUGCUGGAGCUGGGCCAUCUCUUCCCUCCUCCAUCACCCAUUUUUGCUGGAGGGGCAAAUGACCGCUGGGUUCGCUCUGUGAGCUUCUGCCCUGAUGGCCGCCACAUUGCCAGCAUUACUGAUGACAGGCUGGUUCGUUUCUGGAGCAUUGAGGAAAGAGCUCCUCAGGCCAUCGCCUCUCUCUCUAAUGGCCUCUGCUGUGCCUUCUCCUCUGAAGGAAGUGUCCUUGCUGCUGGGACUCGUGAUGGUGGUGUGCACUUCUGGGAAAGUCCUCGUAGCAUUGCCAGUCUGCAGCACAUGUGCAGGAUGGCUCUCCGCCGGGUGAUGACCACAGAGCAGGUGGAGACUCUGGCCAUUCCCACGCCACUCCGCGACUACCUAACCUAUAAAGUCAUCUAAUCCCCCAUCCACCCAGCCCCCACUGCACCUGCAGCAGCAUGCUGGAAAACCAAUGAAUCUCUCGCUUGUCUGAAAAACAAACAUUUUUUUUAGAGAACUCUGUUGAAAGGACAAACAAAACCAAUCUGGACAAGAGGACAAGAGCUUAAUUUUACUGAUGCCCCAGAGCCACAUCCCUAUCUCACCCCCCCACCCCCCCUCCAACCACAUCCUCACACAGCAGGAUGUUGUGUUUUGUACAUAUUUAUUUUUGUUAGUGCUUUAGUAAAGGAGCUUGCUGAGGCCAGCACACAAUCCAUACCUGUAAGGUCAAGUUAUUUCUGGGGCUUCCUGCUCCCCCCCUCCACCACAUCAGUGUGGUACCUGAAAGUGUUCUGCUCCAGCUCUUCACCAAGUUCACUAAACUCCUCCUCUUCUUCUUCUUUUCCGCUGACUUGAAAUGGCUGUUGCACUUAAUAUAAGAAGCUUUGCAGUUGUGCUCUCUGUUACUGUCAGGUUUUCACUUUGUAAGUGUGUGAGCUAAAGGGAAGAGUCGCGUGGGAUGUAAGGGUUUAAAGGAUGCAGGGUUUUUGAAGGCCAACACUAAGAUCUUUGGACUACUGAUACUGUGGAAUUACUUAUCUUUAAAUUUGAUCAUAACAAUCCAAGCAGCCAGUGUUCUCUCACAUUGUGAAUAUUUUUUUCUUAAACAGUAUUUACAGCACAAUCACAUGUCCUGGACAUUUUUUAAUGUGGCUUAGCAGCAGAUGUUAUUUCCAAUAUAAAAUCACUCGCUAGAUUUAUCAGCAGUUCAAGUACAGUGACUUAGCUAUCAAUCAACUCAAUGUCAACAUCAUAUAGUUUUUAUACAAUCAGACUCCAGAUAGCUAUCUUGACGUUCUGCCUACAAUGGCUCCAAAUAUCCACUGCAGCUUACAUUAUUCUAGCCCUGACAUGAUGACCCGAAACAUGUCUGACUGGUAACAUAAUGGCAACAAUAUGCUUGAAUGUGUGUGUGUGUGUGUCCUAUAAAGCCUUGAGAUGAGUGUUGCAAUGAUCUCACACUAAAGCAAAGCCCAUCUGCUGCUUCACUGCUAUCUAUAUUUAAGCCUGUAAAAAAAACCUGUAUACACAAUUCCAUGUGAUAUGUAUAUACAAAACUGUAUGAUGUCUGUAAACAUAUCGAAGUGUAGAUUUUUUUUUUCUUUUUGGUCACGUUCUUCUGUUCAACAUUUGUAUUUUUGUAUUUGUAUUUCUUCUUGUUCUCCUUUUUAAAUGUGAAAAUGUCUACAAAUAACUACAGCUGUCUUACUGCUAAGGCUCAGAAAGAUAUUCCAUUUCUCUGUGCAGGUCUGAUCUAGACUAUAGCAUUGAAUGCUCCUGUGCCCUGUCACACUUUGCUCUGUGUAGAAAUGACUGCGAGUAAAGACAGCAAACUCGAAAGUAACAUUGUUCCUCUGAUAAACAAAUGAGACCAAAUGACUGGCAGCCUCUGUCAUCUGGUGUCAAAGACCUUCAUGUUCACUGUAUUUGAGAUAGAAAUCUGCACAUGAUAAUCCACAGUGACUCUUAAGAAAUCUUCACUUUCUUGAUUGUCAUUUUCAGUUUGUAUGUUGGUGAGAGGAGAUAUGAAGAAGGGAAAACUAGUUCUGAGUGUGUUUGUGUGUGUGUGUGUGUUUGUGUGUGUGUGUGUGUGUGUGUGUGUGUAGGCAGGUGGGUGCAGAGCAGCUGCAAUAAGUUCUCUGACAGUCAGUGCUAAUGCCAAAGGUUUCCCUGUGUGAUAGUCUGUGAAUGGUCAGGCUCUCAUACUCCUCCGCUGAUAGAUGAUGUCUCACAAAAAGGCUGCAGUGCUUUGUUCUCCAUACAGAACCUUAACGUUUGUAACCAUUGUGAUUGGAAAAACACAGUCCUGCCUCAGUUGGAUGCAGUAUGAAGCGCUAAAUAUAUCAAAUAUAUAUGAAUGUAUACAUUUCCUUUUUUUUGGUAAUGUUUUUUUUUGUGUUUGUAGUUUCAAUAAAGGCUUUUUAACA